This is a messenger RNA of Rangifer tarandus platyrhynchus (Svalbard reindeer), 741 nucleotides long. The record is from the annotation of a GenBank genome assembly. Lineage: Eukaryota; Metazoa; Chordata; Mammalia; Artiodactyla; Cervidae.
AUGCCGAGAGCAGCCUCCCGUGGCGGGGCGGCUGCAGGGUCUCCCAGCAGGGCCCAGGAUGGCGGAGAGGACGACGGGGGCCUGCAGAAUGACACGUCUCACAUGUCAUUUGAGGAGCUGUUAGAAUUGCAGAGUCAAGUGGGGACUAAAGCCUACAAACAAUUGGUAACAGGAAGCAGCACUAAGAAGCAGAGUUCUAGACCACCUGUCCCAAAAGCAUGUGUUGCAGAUAAGCACAGGCCUCUGGAGAUGUCAGCCAAGGUCCGGGUGCCAUUUUUGCGACAGGUUGUCCCCGUCAGUAAGAAGGUAGCCCGGGACCCCCGCUUUGAUGAUCUGUCAGGGGAGUAUAAUCCUGAGGUGUUCGAUAAAACAUAUCAAUUCCUAGAUGACAUCCGAGCCAGAGAGAAAGAGCUGGUGAAAAAGCAGCUGAAGAAGCGCCGUUCAGGGGAGGAGCAUGAGAAACUACAGCAGCUGCUUCAGCGAAUGGAGCAGCAAGAAAUGGCACAGAAGGAGCGAAAGCGGCAGCAGGAGCUACGCCUGGCCUUGAAGCAGGAGCGGCGGGCUCAGGCCCAGCAAGGCCAUCGGCCAUACUUCCUGAAGAAAUCUGAGCAGCGCCAGUUGGUCCUGGCUGAGAAGUUUAAGGAGCUGAAACGAAGCAAGAAGCUAGAGAGCUUCUUGAGUCGAAAGAGGCGCCGAAAUGCAGGCAAGGACAGACGGCAUCUCCCUUUGAGCAAAGAGUAG